This is a messenger RNA of Pygocentrus nattereri (red-bellied piranha), 1365 nucleotides long. It is a transcript of the gene tdp2b, whose product is annotated as tyrosyl-DNA phosphodiesterase 2b. The transcript has 7 exons. Gene Ontology annotation, cellular component: cytoplasm; PML body. Bases 403 to 1365 code for a protein of 320 amino acids. The record is from RefSeq and is a predicted model, not a curated record. NCBI's taxonomy places the organism in Eukaryota, Metazoa, Chordata, Actinopteri, Characiformes, Serrasalmidae. Gene Ontology annotation, molecular function: single-stranded DNA binding; 5'-tyrosyl-DNA phosphodiesterase activity; protein binding. Gene Ontology annotation, biological process: double-strand break repair.
AGAGCUAUUUCUUAUGGGUACAGGGCCAAAACAGACGGAGAAGAGUUUCUGGGUCUACUUCACAGAAUAAACCGUUGAAAAUGAAGUCCUUUUUAAACGCAAUAAGAAACUGGUUCACAGUCUUUCGCUCUGACCCGAAUGCGCUGUUGCUGGAGAGCAAAUCGGAACACAGCCAUUGGCGGCGACUAGCGCUCCACCCGGAGUGUUUUUACGCGUGCACCGGAUUGAACAUGUCCCGCCGCGCGGAGCUGGUUUGACCGUCCGGAUCACGAACGGUGGACAAGAAAUGGAGGAUUUAGAGCAGACGAGGCUGCGACUGUGCGACGAGUUCGCUACUAUCACCGGGUCGGACAGCGCGGUGGCUCAGUGUUACCUCGCUGAAAAUGACUGGGAUAUGGAGAUAUGGAGUCAGUUUUUGACGUUGAGGACAAAGAAGAGGAGAGGAACAGACCUUUGAGUAAGAGAAAGGAGGUAGAUCAUCCAGAGAAGACUGACGAUGGUCCAGAGACGAAGAGGAGGAUGAACCCUCAGAACGUCCACUGCAUUGAUCUAACUGAGGAGGAGCCCGCUUGCUCCAGCAGCACCAGCUCAAAAGGGAACGAGGACGACGAAGGUGACAGCAAGCUCUCUCUUAUCUCCUGGAACGUGGAUGGCUUGGACACAUUAAGUCUUGCAGAACGUGCCAGAGGCCUGUGUUCAUAUCUGGCACUAUACACACCAGAUGUGGUGUUCCUACAAGAACUCAUCCCUUCGUACGCUCAGUAUGUUAAAAAACGUGCUGUCAGCUACCUGUUCAUCGAAGGAAAUGAAGAUGGGUACUUCACUGGUCUUAUGCUGAAAAAAUCAAGAGUAAAACUACAAAAAAGUGAAAUAAUUUCUUAUGCAACAACACAGAUGAUGAGGAAUCUUUUGUGUGCCCAGGUGACGUUCUUGGGUAAGGAACUAUAUUUGAUGACCUCACACUUGGAGAGCUGUAAAGACCAGGCAACAGAGAGAAUGAAACAGCUGGGGAUGGUGUUCCAGAAGAUAAAAGAGGUGCCAGAUAACGUGACUGUUAUUUUUGGAGGUGACACCAAUCUAAGAGACUCUGAGGUGGCUAAGGUGGGAGGUCUCCCUGCUGGUGUGAUUGACGUGUGGGAAGAGCUUGGCAAACAGGAGCACUGCCGAUAUACAUGGGACACUAAAACUAACAGCAAUAAGACUGUGCCUUAUGUCAGUAGAUGUCGCUUUGACCGCAUUUACCUGAGACCUGCUAAAGCAGGGCCUCGAAUGGCUCCUGAACACAUGGCCUUGGUUGGAAUGGAGAAACUAGACUGUGGCCGAUACACAAGUGAUCACUGGGGAAUCUACUGCACUUUUACCUGA